CACGCCCUCCUGCCGCGACCAUUGGCCAGCUCUGCUGUCUGUCAGGGGGCGGGGUGGGUAUACAGCUGGAAAGCCGACGUGAAAGACGAAUUCGUGGUAGUGUCGCUGAUGCUGAUGGUAAAGAGGCAGCAUGGUGGAUGUGUUCAGCGGGCGGCUGCUGGUUAGCAAGGACGGCCGCAGCGUGGACCCCGAGGAGGCACUGCAGAACAAGGUCGUAGGCCUCUACUUUUCGGCCGGCUGGUGCUCGCCCUGUCGCGACUUCACCCCCGUGCUCUGCGACUUCUAUACGGAGCUGCUGGAGGAGAGCCAGCCGCCCGCGCCAUUCGAGGUCGUCUUCAUCUCCUCUGACCACAGCGCCGAGGAAAUGGUGGGCUACAUGCACUCCAUGCACGGCGACUGGCUGGCUCUGCCCUUCCACGACCCCUACAAGCAGUGAGUACCGCGGGGGCCGGCUCGUAUCCCCCUCUCCGGCAUAAGGACUUUCCCAUACCUCUGCCUGACCCCUGUGCAGCCCUGAUUGGUGCCCUGGCAGCUCCAGGUCGCGCUUCCUGUCCUGCGGGAUUUUGGCCGCAUCAGCCUCUGCUGCUUUUAUCGUCCUGUCCUCUGGGCAAGGCUGCUGCUGGCUCUCUAUCCAGGGCUUUUCCAGCACAGCGAUAGUUCUGGGUUUCCCGAUUUGGUACUGCUCUGGAAAGACAUAAGAGUGAAGGAGUAGCAAAACUCGUUGCUGAUGAACUGAAGGGAGAGCAAACUGUUGCCAUAGUUUUGGCUGGGAUGGAGUUAAUUUUCUUCAUAGAGGUGUGCAUGAUAAUGUACUUUGGAUUUUUGAUGAAAACAGUGAUAGGACACAGAUGUUUUAAGUUGUUACAGGGCAGUGCUUAGCGAAGUCAAUGACCUUUCUACUUCUGCUGCCCUGACAGCAGGAGUGCGUAAGGAACCAGGAGAGAAUACAGCCAGGAGAGCUGACCCAUGAUAGCCAAAUGUGUUUCACAUACCAUGUGUGUGGUAGUAAAAGCUGGGGUGAGGUAAGAAGGCAGGGGCAUUCAAAGUGAUGGUGUUUGCCUUCCCAGGAAGCAGUUACCUGUGAUGACCUUGUUCUCCUGUCUGCUGAUGGGAUGCAGCAGGUGAAUUCCUUGUCACUUCAUCCAGCAAGCUGUUUGGCAUAGAUCACUGGAAUGUGCUUACGGCUUCAGAGUCAGUGGAUUAGGGUUCUAUUUCGAACUGUGCCAUGACUUGCCCAAGUCAUGUGGAAUGGAUGUAUGGAGGCAACCUAAUCAGCUUUUCAGUCUCUAGUGACCUGCAGAUACCUGUAGUGAAAUAUGGUUUGUGCAGUCAGGGGUAGCUGUGAGACUAGAGUUCAAAAUGUAUAAUGGAAGAACAAAGUAUGGAGAAAUAGGAAAAUAAAAUGAUUUUGAAGUUGUUUCUUGCUUACUGUAAAGAGUCGCAUGAAAAUGCUUAAGAAGCUUAGGUUGAAUUAGCUGGCAGUUCGGCUUCAGAGAUAUUUAUGAAUCACUGUAAACAUUUUACAAGUGCAUCCAACUUGUCCAGAUGUAAUUCUGGCCAUUUAUUUCAAUUCUAAGUAAGAACACAAUUUUAAAUUUAACUUAUAUCAAGUUGGUAUUUUAACAUUUUGUGCAUUUAUUAAUCUUUAUUCAUUAACCUUCUAAAAAUUCCAUUGUAAGUCAUUCAAGUUGAUUUCUCUCUUGUGCUCUCUCUCAAAGUCUACAUUGAAGUUGGUGUGCUAGCUGGUGACUUGAGUGCGUAAAUCUGCAACUUAAACCAGUUCUCUUAUAGUACAAAAGAGCUGACUUGAAAUUGGAUAAAAAGCUUUUCACACAGGUACAACAUUUCAUGGGCCUGAAUUUCUUCCUAUUUAGAAGUAGCCUAUAAGAUAGUGGACAAAAUGUAAGUUCCUGUGGAGAAGCAAAAAAGUAAAUACAUAGCAGGACUCUUCUCUGCUGUCAGUCCUGACUGUUUUCUCAGAGAUGGCAAAAGGUUUACUUUUACUGCAGUAGAUGACCUAUGACAUGACUAGCAGGAAAUAUUACUCCUGAUGUUUGAAUGCUUGCAGUUUUGAUGUUGAUUUUGCUGCUGCAGGCAUAGGCUUUGGGUUCUUGCAGAGGUGGGACAGGGACAUUCUAGAAAAAAAAGGAGCAGUAGAGGAAUGGGAAUAAGAGAGUUAGAGGAGGAGUAAAAGGGAAUAUAUGAACAACAAAUGUUAGUAAAUAGGGACUGCUGUGUUCACUAUGCUAUGUGAAGAGACUGCUCUGUUUAUACCUAACCCUACUAUGAAAUCAGACAUUCGUUGUGUGGCUGUCUGUGGUGUGCUAGCUGUGGUCAGUUACAAGCUGACAGGUAGGCAGGCAUUUACAUGAGUGAAAACUCAUUUCAUUUACAUCAGUGAAAACUAGAAUUCAGACAGUCCCAAAUAAUGGGAAGAGGAAGGAUAUGCUUACAUUCUAUAUUAGAAACUUUAGACUUGAGUGUGGACUAGCAUCUUUAGAAGUGUGUCAAGGGGAACUGAAAAACGCAAGUGAGAAGUAUCUAUAAGCAAGUCUAUAAGCAAGUACAUCUGAGUUGUAACCUGUUUAAACUGAUCCCAAAUCUGAAUACUAAAAUUGAAUCCCAUUCUUACAACGUGCAUCUUUGAUAUCAUUAAGCGACUAAUGCUUAACAGUGCAGAAAGUUCACUGCUGAAAGAAAAUACACAGGGCUAUGGGUUACAGCAUAUACUACUAGAAGCAGCAUAGCAAGAUGGAAGUACUUUUGCUAGAAAAAUACCGGACAAGUGAAGGCUGUUAACUGAAGGGUUGUUAAAUAUCACUUUAACCUAGUGAAUGAGUGUAUUGUGUAUGUUUCCAUUAUGAUAUUAACUUUGUCACGUGUUGUCUGUCUCUAAAGAACCCUUUUAUGUAUAAAUCUUAAAUUGUCAUAUAAAAUUAUUCACUUAUUUUAGGAGUUAAGUCUCGUAAGCAGCUAAGCACCACUUGCUGCUUAUUUGCUUAACUGCCAUUCCACCUCCGCAGUGGAGGCUGGGGGAUUAAUCUGAGAGGAGGGAACUUGUUGAAGUGGGGUUGAAGUAAAGACAGAUUAAAAGAUAAAGUGCGUGCAACUGCAUCCUCAAACAAAGCAAAAUAAGGAAUUCAGUUGCUACAUCCUAUCAGCAGGCACUUAUUGAGCCAUUUGCAGAGAAACAAGAAUUCAUUAUACAUGAUGAGAAGAUGACAAUGCCAGUGAAAUCUAAAUGUCCCCCCACUUUCUCCUUCUUCCUCCCAGCUUUUAUUGCUGACUCUGUCAUGUGGUUUGGGAGAUUCCUCUGAUCAGUUACUUUCUCAGCCAUGUCCUUUACCAGGCUCUUGCCCAUCCUCAGCUUCCUCACUGGGAGGACAGUAUGACAAACACAGACUUGACUGUGUAAGUAUACUGCUUAGCAAUAGGUAAAACACUUGCGUGUUGUUACCAAUACUGUUCUAGCCCCAAAUGCAAAUCUUAGUACUGUGUCGGUUUCUAUGAAGGAAAUAGGCUCUACCGUAGUCUAAAAUCAGUACGUGAUACUGUAAAAUCUUUGUAUCCUCGGAAACAUUCCUUGAUAAGAUUCUCCUAAAAAUCAAGGCCUAACAAACUUCAGAGACUUCCAGGAUCCUUAAAUAAUGUUUCUCAUCUUUUCGUAUUUCGUAUGUGAAUGAAGGUUGUCAUCUUGUGUUAUGUUGGCCAUCUUGCAUGGCCAAAAAGUAACAGUUUCAAGGAUUUUGCUAAAAUAUUCUUUAACUGUGAAAAGGCUACUCAUCUAGUCUUCCCCAGCUAUCCUUUUCUAUAGCUUUCUUUUCAGCUUUGACUAUUUGGAUUUUAGAUUUCUCUUCUCAGUGAGAAACAGUACAUACUUGUAGGCUUCACCUGGGAAUGUCUUCUUUCAGCUGAUAUUUAAAAAUGUCAUUACUUAUCACUUCGAUAUAUUGCGAGAAAAUUGAGUUUUCCUUUGAGGCACAGGAUGUUUCUGCUUAUGGCUAGUGAUUAAAUUGUCAUUGUAAGUUCAUUUGAUGGUGCCUGUGUUCUUUGUACAGUUGAGUCACAGCAUCUGAGAUCCCCAUAGGUGAUCUAACCAGGCUUUAAAAUGCUUUUAUAAACACCUCUAACACAUCCAUGGUGAUAAAGAAGUGAUAUCUGCAGAUCAAUUCCUGAGCGUUCUUCAAGUCUAGUCGUACAACCACCUACACACAAAUAUAAGCAGAAUCUGUGCAUGCUUCAGUCUGGUUUGAUGCAAGCAACCUUCUGUCCAGGGCUGCAUAAACAAGAUAUUGUGCCGGGGUACACAUUCCCUUAGGAAAGCAAACUGUUUGUUAUUUCCAGUCUCAAUGGCAAAUUACCUUCAGUUUCCACAGUUCUGUCUGUUCUACAGUUGUGUUAGGCAUCAUAAACUAUUUGAUUGUCUCUGAAGCAAUAUAGUGCAUUUUCCAUCUUCUUUAUCUUAGCACUGAUAUGAGAUGAUAACCUUUUACACUCUCCUUACAUGAAUUUGC
Messenger RNA from Meleagris gallopavo (turkey), 4514 nucleotides. It is a transcript of the gene NXNL2, whose product is annotated as nucleoredoxin like 2. The record is from RefSeq and is a predicted model, not a curated record. NCBI's taxonomy places the organism in Eukaryota, Metazoa, Chordata, Aves, Galliformes, Phasianidae. Gene Ontology annotation, biological process: photoreceptor cell maintenance; visual perception; sensory perception of smell.